CUCUUCUCCACACCCUCCGUGCUUCUCCUUCAAGUAUCUCUCUCUCUCUCUCUCUCUCUCUGAGAAUCCAAACUCAAAUCCGAAACUUCCAAGACCCGAUUUCGAUCCAAAAUGGGUAUUUGCAGCUCUUCCGGGUCGACCCAAGUGGCCACGGCCAAGCUGAUCCUACAAGACGGGAAAUUACAAGAAUACCCGUACCCAGUAAAGGUUUCCUACGUGCUUCAAAAGAACCCGGCCUCCUUUAUAUGCAACUCGGACGAGAUGGACUUCGACGACAUCGUUCAGGCCGUUAAUGAGAACGAGGAGCUCCAACCGGGCCAGCUCUACUUCGCUUUGCCACUCAGCUGGCUCAAGCAUCCAUUGCAGGCGGAGGAGAUGGCCGCAUUGGCCGUCAAAGCCAGCUCCGCGCUUAUGAAGAGUGGGGGUGAGAAAUGCGGCUGUCGCCGCAAUUCGGUGUCGCAGGUGAUGAUAUCCGGCCAGGAGGUCAAGGAUCGCCGGCGAGUGGUCCCCGCCGGUGGUGCGUCGAGGACGGGGAGGGGUAGUGGAGGAAACAGACGGUGUGCGGCGUUGUUGAGUGCGAUUCCGGAGUAGGGGUAGUUUGGGAAUUUGAACAAAGGUUAUUUGUGUAAAUACAUUGUAAUGAUCUGUGAUUAGCGGGUCGGUAGAUUUACUGGAUGGUAUUUUUGUUUUGAGAGCUUUAUUUGUUCUGUCAGCCAUUUGGGGGUCGUGUUACAAUUUUACCCCUGACCGGUUUGAGAAAAAUGAAAAAAAAAGGCAAAAAAACAACCAUACAGACAAAA
Molecule: messenger RNA, 800 nt
Organism: Prunus persica (peach)
Lineage: Eukaryota; Viridiplantae; Streptophyta; Magnoliopsida; Rosales; Rosaceae
Exons: 1
Coding region: 112-591 (159 amino acids)
Source: RefSeq, a predicted model, not a curated record